CCAGCCCAUCGACUAUUAAAAUGGACUCCAGCAGUAUCAAUGACACCAGCGCCCCAACUAUUAUAAUGAACUCCAGCAGUAGCGAUGACACCAGCCCAUCGACUAUUAAAAUGGACUCCAGCAGUAUCAAUGACACCAGCGCACCGAGUAUUAUAAUGAACUCAAGCAGUACCAAUGAUACCAGCGCACCGACUAUUAUAAUGAACUCCAGCAGUAGCGAUGACACCAGCGCCCUGACUAUUAUAAUUAACUCCAGCAGUAGCGAUGACACCAGCGCCCCGACUAUUAUAAUGAACUCCAGCAGUAGCGAUGACACCAGCCCAUCGACUAUUAAAAUGGACUCCAGCAGUAUCAAUGACACCAGCGCACCGAGUAUUAUAAUGAACUUAAGCAGUAGCGAUGACACCAGCGCACCGUCUAUUAUAAUGAACUCCAGCAGUAGCAAUGACACCAGCCCAUCGACUAUUAUAAUGGACUCCAGCAGUACCAAUGAUACCAGCGCACCGACUAUUAUAAAGAACUCCAGCACUACCAAUGAUACCAGCGCACCGACUAUUAUAAUGAACUCCAGCAGUAGCGAUGACACCAGCGCCCCCACUAUUAUAAUGAACUCCAGCAGUAGCGAUGACACCAGCGCCCCCACUAUUAUAAUGGACUCCAGCAGUAGCAGUGACACCAGCUGCGCGUCGAUGUUUACCAUACACGCCGCGGGUCAUUUUUUGGAACGUGCCUCGUUGUUAGCAGCAUGCAAUAAUAACGCCAACCGUCCGCUGCUUGGUGAAUUGAACAUAAAUGGCUACAAUCAAAUUAAACAACUCGUACUAAAAACCUUUCCAAACUGCAACAUCAGUAAGAUACGUCAUGUCUACGCCCCACAGAUGUACGGCAUGUAUUUGCUGCGCGAAGAAGAAAUGAAACUGGACGUUGGCCAAAGUGUCCAGGAGAAAACGCUGUUCCACGUGACCACCGAGUCCAGAGCAAUAGAGUCGUUAGAGAGCGGACUUGACUGGAGACGCACCAACCGCAACAAGUUCGGGCGCGGUGUUUCGUUUAGCGACAACGCUGACUACGCCAACUAUUACGCUGAUAAUCACCACAGCGAAAACGCACGAGUGAUCAUAAUAUGCUCCGUACUGGUAAGAGACACGUACGUGAUCCCUAGAUACGACGAUGGAGGCACGUUGAUUGUACCACCCAAUAGUGCAGAUACGACAAAUAGCUCUAACGGUUACGUUUACGUUAAGUUCAAUGAUAAUGAAUUUUAUCCAAUGUACUUUGUGUACUACGAGCGGAGACCCGAACACAUGAAUAAGAGCAAAUUUUACCGUGCUAACAACCGCCGGAAUCGCUAUGAACCCUACAAACGUCAUCUUCACUACACCGACGAUGACUUCUGAUUAUUAGAAAUAAUUAUUUUUAUUUUUUACGUAACUGAACGUUAUUUAUUAUUGUACAAAUGUCUUUUAACUAUCAUAUUUUUGUUAAUUAUAC
Molecule: messenger RNA, 1491 nt
Organism: Metopolophium dirhodum (rose-grain aphid)
Lineage: Eukaryota; Metazoa; Arthropoda; Insecta; Hemiptera; Aphididae
Product: rhoGEF domain-containing protein gxcI-like
Exons: 3
Coding region: 21-1397 (458 amino acids)
Molecular function (GO): NAD+ poly-ADP-ribosyltransferase activity
Source: RefSeq, a predicted model, not a curated record